This is a messenger RNA of Heterotrigona itama, 4710 nucleotides long. The record is from the annotation of a GenBank genome assembly. Lineage: Eukaryota; Metazoa; Arthropoda; Insecta; Hymenoptera; Apidae.
UACAUCACUGCCUACUAUAUGGGUUUCACUGUUCAAAUAAAUGUGUAACUAGAUACGUAACUAGAAUACGGUGCAUUUUCAAACUUACAUUAAUUUUAUCGAAAACAAGCUGUGGAACAAAAAAAAUCUUUUUUUUCAUCUUACAUUUGCGUAUAAAAUAAAUUUUUAACCAGUUGAAUCAUCCUCCGUUUUAUAUACUAAACUUUAGUAAAUACAUUAUGUAGACCCUGGACUCGCAAAAUAUGCGCGGGAACAGUACAUUGAAAUAACCAUAAAAAGCUAUAAAAUGGCACAACGUAGUAUAACAUCGAAUAUAUUUAAUAAUACUUAUCCUGUGGUAUUUUUAAAUAAACGAUCUCAAUUGAAUAAUGCUUUUUUUCCAAUUGUAAACUAUGUUGUUAAUCGGAUGUUCGCCAACAGCAAAAUUGUAAAGAAUGAAGAACAGAAUCCAGGAAAUACUAAACGAAAAAGAGACAGUAUUGAAGAUAAAGAAACUACCAGGAACACGAAAAAUUAAGCUAUCACCCAUUAAAACAACUGGGGAAAAUGAAAAGAGAAAAGCUGAAACUCCACUUAGUGCUUCUAAAAAAAAGAAGAAACUUGAUAAAACUAAAAAUACUCCUAAAAAAAGCAAUGCAAAGAAGGAAUUGAAAGAUAAGUUAAAUAAUGAAGAGCAGAAGGAAAAUGAGUUGAUUGUAGAAAAGAAGACAGACUCAAAUUUUGAAGCAUCAAAAUUUUCACCUGAAGUAGCCAAAAGUAAAAAGGAUAUUAAAAAUAAUGAAAAGAAGGUUGUAAAAAAGAGAUUAAGAAUAAUAGCACCUAUUGACUCUAGUGAUGAAGAAGAAACUAUUCCAUUAACAGAGAGUCCUAAAAAAGCAAGUGUCGAUGAGGGAAAAGAAAGUCCAGAAAAGAAAGUUGAUGAAACAGAAAUAUCUGAUGAGAAUGUUUCAGAUGAUAAAAAAAGUAGUGAAGAAGAGAAUAAGAAAGAAGACGAUAUGGAAAAGUCUGCGAAAAAGAUACAUAAUUUUUUUGGUAUGGAACAUCAAUCUAUCACUCCAAAGGAGAAAGAAGACAUAAAGAAUAUUGAUAAAGAUAAAAAAAAGUCCUCCAGUCACUCUUAUAAUCCAAGUGUUUCAAAAUAUAAUCCAAUAAAUGAUGCAUUUUGGAAACAAGGUGAACGGGUGCCGUAUAUUGCAUUAACACGUACAUUGGAACUAAUUGAAGAAAUAAGCGCUCGAUUAAAAAUAAUAGAAAUUUUAUCGAAUUAUUUCCGAUCUGUUAUCAUUUUAAGCCCAGAUGACUUACUUCCUAGCAUAUAUUUGUGUCUCAAUCAAUUAGCUCCUGCUUAUGAAGGUAUCGAAUUAGGUGUGGCAGAAACAAAUUUAAUGAAAGCUAUAGCACAAUGCACUGGUAGAACUCUAGCUCAGAUUAAAGCAGAUGUCCAAACAGUUGGUGAUUUGGGUAUUGUGGCAGAAGGAAGUCGUUCCAAUCAAAGAACUAUGUUUCAACCUGCUCCACUAACAGUAUCAAAUGUAUAUACUAAACUGAAAGAGAUCGCGCAAAUGACUGGUUCCGCGUCUUUAACUAGAAAAUUGGAUAAAAUUCAGUCGCUUUUUGUAGCAUGUCGUUUUACUGAAGCCAGAUAUUUGAUUCGGUCCUUGGCCGGUAAACUUCGAAUUGGUUUAGCGGAACAAUCUGUGUUACAAGCUAUAGCAUUAGCGUGUACUAUGACACCACCAAAGCAAAGCUAUCCACCAGAAAUUUUAGAUAUGAGUAAGAAAAUGUCAAGCGAUGCUUUUAAACAAAACGAAUGUCCGAAUUAUGAUAAGAUAAUUCCCGUUCUACUAAAAGAUGGAAUUGAAGAAUUACCAAAAAAAUGUAAAAUUACACCGGGAAUACCUAUGAAACCAAUGUUAGCGCAUCCUACCAAAGGUGUGCAAGAAGUAUUAACGCGUUUCGAUGGACUGAAGUUCACUUGCGAGUGGAAAUACGAUGGAGAAAGAGCACAGAUUCAUUUUGCUGAGGAUGGCAAAAUUAGUAUCUAUAGUAGGAAUCAAGAAAAUAAUACCAGCAAAUAUCCUGAUAUCGUAGGACGAUUUAAAAAUACCAAAAGUGACGAAGUUGAGAGUUGUAUUCUCGAUUGCGAAGCAGUCGCUUGGGAUAAUGAGAACAAACAAAUUCUAUCUUUUCAAGUACUUAGUACCAGAAAACGCAAGGAUGCGAACGAAACAAAUAUUAAAGUUCAAGUGUGUGUGUUCAUGUUUGAUUUACUAUACUUGAAUGGAGAAUCACUAGUGCAACAACCUUUUAUAAAACGUCGUGAAUUAUUGAGAAAGAAUUUCAAGGAAGUAACUGGAGAAUGGAAAUUCGCGACUAAUUUAGACACUUCGACUAUGGAACAAGUUCAAGAUUUCUUAGAUGAAUCGGUCAAAGGCAAUUGCGAGGGUCUUAUGGUGAAGACCUUAGAAAAAGAUGCAACAUACGAGAUUGCUAAACGCUCUCGGAAUUGGUUAAAAUUGAAGAAAGAUUAUUUAGAUGGUGCGGGUGACACGUUAGAUGUAGUUGUCAUCGGUGGUUAUAUAGGAAAAGGGAAAAGAACCGGAACUUAUGGAGGAUUUCUUUUGGCUUGUUAUGAUCAAGAGAAUGAAGAAUAUCAGAGUAUCUGUAAAAUCGGUACUGGAUUCAGUGAAGAAGACCUUCAAAAGCAUACCGAGUUCUUUAAAGAACAUAUAAUAUCACAAACUAAGUCCUACUACCGUUACGACUCAUCUCUAGAACCUGAUCAUUGGUUUGAAGCAGUUCAAGUCUGGGAAAUCAAAUGUGCAGAUCUCUCUUUGUCACCUGUUCAUAAAGCAGCUGUUGGUACUGUUGAUCCAGAGAAAGGGAUAUCAUUACGAUUUCCACGGUUUAUUCGUAUUCGUGAUGAUAAAAACAGCGAGGAUGCUACAUCAGCGCAACAAGUUGCGAAUAUGUACAACAGUCAAGAGCAGAUAAAAAAUCAAGCAUCAUCGACGAAAGUAGCUGAAGAAGACUUUUAUUAAAUUUAAUGCUCUAUCAUAGUAUUUGAAUUGUUUUAUGCUAUACGUAUCAAAACUCAAUUGAAAUAUUUUGUAUGUUAAUAGAUAAUAUUCUUCUCACAAUAUAUAUUUUAUUACUUGCAUGACAGACAUAGAUAUUACUUACAUGACAGACAUAGAUAUUUUAUUAUUUACAUGUCAGACUUAGAUAUUACAUUCAAUAAAAUCAAUUUGUUAUACUAGUAGUCUUUAAUUUUCUAAUACAAAAUUUUCAACUCCGUGAGAGAGUAGAAGAUUUUGUAGACUAUAGUGUUAAAGUUUCUUUAUAUUUUGUCGCAAAUAUGCCUCGCAGUCCUUUCUUCAGAUCGGACAUUUUUUGGAUUGGAAACAUAACUCGGAUUGGUUCGCUUAUAUUUUGGAAAAUAGUAUAACUAGCCUGCACUAAUUGGUAAAAUCCUUUUUAUUCAUUUCAAUUCCAUUGAAUUGGAUUUCUAACCUUGAUUUCAAAAAUCAACCAAAGAUGAUGUCGGAAUCGAUGCGUCGAAGGUUAUUUUAUAAUACAAUAAUGUCACAAUGCUUCUCAUCGGAUGGUAGUUGCUUGGUAGCUGGAAGUCUUUACGGAGAUGUUGCAGUUUUCGAAAUAUCGAAAAUAUUAAGACCGCUAAGAACUGAAAAUGAAUUACGACGCCCUAGUUAUCACAUUGAAGCUCAUUCAGAUUCUCACGUGGAUAGUAUGGUAUCUACAGAAAACUUUUUAGUAACAGGAUCAGUAGGAGAAAUAUGUGGAUGGGAUUGGAAGUCAGUUAUCACGGGCAAAGCUGAAAAAAAUAAAGUUUCAUGGACUAUAAGAGUACCAGCUGAGAAUGAUAGUUAUGAGGGAGCGUGUGUAUUUUCCCUUAUGCACUGCAAGGUAAAUAAUCUCUUGUACGCUGGUUGUAAUGAUGGUAAGAUUUAUGUAUUCAGCCUAGAAGAUGGUAAAGUAGUAACCACUAUGGAAGGACAUACCAGAUUCAUUCAUGAUUUAUCGCUGUUGGAUUGCGGGACUCAAUUAGCUUCGUGUAGUGAAGAUGGAACAGUAAGACUAUGGGAUCUAAGAAAGAAAGAGAAUACCAACGUAUUAACACCUAAUUUGGUAGACAAUCUUCAUAGACCAAGAUUAGGGAAAUGGAUAGGUGCGGUGGAUUUUACUGAGGAUUGGCUGUUAUGCGGCGGUGGGCCAAAGUUAUCAUUGUGGCAUAUGCGUACAAUGCAACCAGCUACUGUAUUUGAUCUUCCGGAUAAAGGUGUUCAUGUGGCAAAGAUCUAUGAAGAACGUAUUAUAGCCGCAGGACUUGCGCCCCACGUUUAUCAUCUCACUUAUCAAGGAGAGAUGUUAUCUAGUAUACCAACGUCCAGCGACACUAUAUACACUGUUGUUUAUCAAGAAACUCCACAAAAACUGUUUAGCAUAGGUGGUGCAUCAAACUUCCUUGAUAUUUGUACGAACUGUAAUUACCGUGAAUUAACGUUGCAAUUUGCUCCGUAGAAUAAUAGUAAAUAAUAAGAAUAAUAGUAAAUAAUAACUAGUAAAUAAUAAUAGUAAUAAUAACCAUAAGUAUAUAUUUUCAUAUAUUUACGUAUUUAUAUAUCUUUUUAUUUUAUAUAUGGAUUUGUAUAUAUUUUUAAUAAAUAUAUUAACAUAAUGUGCAUUUUA